Messenger RNA from Toxoplasma gondii ME49, 5178 nucleotides. Its product is annotated as Sec20 protein. The coding region runs from base 2208 to 4634 and encodes 808 amino acids. Gene Ontology annotation, biological process: retrograde vesicle-mediated transport, Golgi to endoplasmic reticulum. Gene Ontology annotation, cellular component: SNARE complex; endoplasmic reticulum. The transcript is spliced from 8 exons. Gene Ontology annotation, molecular function: SNAP receptor activity. The record is from RefSeq and is a predicted model, not a curated record. Lineage: Eukaryota; Apicomplexa; Conoidasida; Eucoccidiorida; Sarcocystidae.
CUUUGUCGUUCUGGAGUCUACCAAGGUCAUCCGGCAACAUGUCGUUCUCUGCCUCAUGUAGUGUACGUAACGCGUCACAGCCUCCGCGCUGGCGGCGUCACAGCUACAGAUGCUGAAAAAGCUAGUGAGCUGCGUUCUCGGCUCAGGCCUGAAGACUUUCGAUGAGUUUUCGAGGAUUUUUGCAUUUAGGCGUCUGCAUUCCAGAAAAGAGUCGCACUUGGCCGUCCGAACUGUGCUCUGAAAACCUCCGAGAAAAAGACGUCCGUCGCAGCCGUAGACAAAGUGCUCGUUGUCUUUUGCGUGGCGGGUACGGAAACGCCGGAGACGUCACGAAACUUUAUUGGCGGCGCCGUUUUUUUUCGGAACGGAGCGACCCUUCGUUGAGCUGCCCGCUUCUAUGACGAGACAAACACAUGGAACUUCCAGAAACUUCGCUUUUUGAAGAAAAAGCUUUCUGUCUCCCGAGGUGACGGACGGCGCAUGCAAGUCGCACCCGCUCUCCUGCGCCUUCGCGUCACACCGGUUUUUGCGAAGGUUUUCGGUGUCUGGCAUCUCGCUCGGUGAAAGACCUCCGUCUCAUCUUUCUGGUCGCUACACACAUCCACUCUUUUUCGACGGAAGAGCACAACUCGCUAAACAGGCGCAGGCCGCCGGAGAGCAGGGUGCCGGUGUCGAGGCCGCGACUCGUCCGACGACGAGACGCUCUUCCGAGGGCGCCUUCUUCCUUUUUGGCUCAGCCCCGCGGUGUCUGUGCACGUGAAGAAGCUGCAACUUUGCGUCUUUUUCUCUCCUGCAUCCAGAGACCGACGCGAAUUCAGGAUUUGAGCUCCUGGCCUGAAGCCGCGAGACGCGGCCGAGGCCGGUGUACGUACAGCUCGGCGAAGUCGAAACGGCUUACCGCGUUCGGUCCUAAGUUCGCUUUUCCGUUCUCUUCCAGCCGUUUGAACGUCGACUGUCUUCGCUGCGUUCGUGUCAGCUCUCUCUGUCUCCGUCGUUUCUGCGCGGCAUCGGUCGGUUUCGCGCAUCCACUCGAGUCCCUGCGGACAUCGGCGGAGUGCAUGCGCCGCGCCAGCGUCAAUCGCGCGACGCUUUCGGCUCGCUCCGCUUUUUGGGCUGGAGGUCCGCGGCAGCCGAAGACACGCGGACCUUUUUUUGGCCGCGGCAGUGCUGAAGAGCGCAUGCGACUCGCGAAUGCCAGAGAACGGUCGAGGCGGCUACGAAGACUCUCCCGUCCAGCGGCGUAGAAACCAGUGAUUGUAGCGCGGCGCAGCGAGUCGGGAAGCGGCGACCGAGGCGCUUGCGAGGGAGGCGUACCCAGCUGAGCGCCUUUUGGUUGACGCGUCGGAGAAACGCGCUGUCUGCUCACUACGUCGUUUGCGCGCCUUGUCACUGACAAGCCGAGUUUCUCGAGCUUUCCCCGACAGCAAGGGAAGGCGACAGGUUCAAAUACGUUCUUUUUCGCUGUUCUGCGUCGUCUGCGUCUUCUCUGCGGCCUCCCUCGAAGGCGACUCUGAGGCGGUCCUCCCCCUCUCCCUUCUCCACAUCGUCUUUCAAGCGCGGCGCUCCGCGAGCGUCUGGGUGAAAUCCGCGCGUCUGCUGCGGGGGGCUGGCUCUCAGACGCAGACCUCGCGCUGGUCGUUCGUCUCAUCGGCGAGUCCUCUGAAGCAUCUUGACUUGCUCUCCGGAACAGACAGUCCAUUUGUUUCUCGGAGAGAGGCGCAGACGCGAGACUCCGUGACAGUCAAGUUCCUCGCAAGCGAAAACGGCUCUUUGCUCGCUGCUUUCCUUCGACAAACGCCGCGCUGCCUCCGCUCCCUCGCCUACCUAUACACCUUCCUUCCGUCUCUUCCCUCAUUCCAUACAGCUCGUACCCUGUCGCGUCUCUCAACCGAUUUCUACGGGGCCAUAUAUACAUAUAUAUAUAUAUAUUUAAUUACGUACAGAUUUUUGUACACGUACGUACACAUAAAUCUACAUGUGUAUUCAUCUAUAUUCACAUGCAUAUGAAUAUAUAUGAAUAUUUGUUCAUAUUUGUGCAUGUGUAUAUGUGCAUUUGCCGUUGUCUCUGCACAGAGGCACAGAUGUUUGUAUGUUCUUUCCGGUUUUUGGGUCUCGAGUCGGUGUCGCGAACUCAGUCGAACUCGCGACGCAACUCAACCUAAAGUGUACAAACGCGUCUGCAUGUUUAGUAAACAAACACCAGGACAAUGAAUCGCUACUGCAGACCACGAGGAAGUGGAGCUCCGGGGGAGGGGAUGAGGGAAGAGAGAAGAGAAAGAGGGAUAGGCCAAGUCAACGCAACGCAGGCGGCAGUCCUCGCUCCUCCUCAUCGCGCCCGCAAGGCGCCAGGCGCAGACGUAGCGCAGCAACAGAGAGACCUCGAGCAGCAAAUGCUGCGACAUUUGCCUCCGGCCGAUGCAGUCGCGCAGCUGCAAGAUGUGAUGAGAGAUUUGGCGAUUCUCCACGAUUCGCUGCGAAGCCUCUUGAGCGACAGCGCGCCAGGCCAUGAAGCACAACAUGACCAGCUUGUGCAUUUCCGCGGCCGCGUAGCGCGUCGCAUCAGCCGCUACGCGAUGCUCGUCCGGAAGUCGCAGACCCUCGUGGACCGCCUCCUGUCCCUGCAAGAGGAGCAACUGCAUGCGCUCGGCGCGUCGCCGAGCGCCGACCGUCAGCGGGGCUCAGCGUCGCCUCUCGGACCGCAGACCUCUCUGCCCGCGCUUCCCUCUCUCUCGUCUUUCUUGGCUGUGGCGCCUGACGGCGACGUCUCCCCCGACAUCGCGCGUCUGCAGCGCGAACAGCUGCUCCAGCUUCAGCAGUUCCACCAACAAAACCUGCAAAAAUUCAAGUCGCAACUCUCUGCAUGGUGGCAACGCACGGAGAGACAUUUUCACACGAUGCGAAUGGUGAAUUACGUCAACUCUUUCGAGGCAACAGAGAACCAGCCGCCGGCCGCGCCGGCGCCUCCAGGCGCGAGUCGAGUCGGCGCGGUGCAUGCGCCAGCGCGGGGUGGGCCAGCUGUCUGUAAGCCGCCAGAGGCGCAUGCGUCGCGGUCGUGCGAUUCGGCGAGCUCGCAGGCCGCAAGCGUCUCGGUGUCGAGCGCGGCGCUUGUGGAGGUGCCUGUCGCGUCUCGGGAAGGCCCCCGGCGAGAAGAAGAGAAAAGAGAUGCGCAGGAGGAAACUGCGACUUUGCACAGCAAGACGAGUUUACGCGUCGAAGCAAAGACGAGCAUCGAAGAGACUGGUGGCGACAAGCGACAGCAUCAACUGAGGGAGACGCGCGCCGUGAUGGCUGAGGAGCUGCAGCGCAUGCAGGAGACUCAGCGCCAGCUGCAGAAGUCGUCCGCGGCAAUUGAGCAGACAGAAUCCGCUUACAACGUCUUCGGAGAUCGGCUGGCCUCGGCGAAAGGCAUCCUCACGACUCUCAAGAAGAGGGCUGAAACUGAUUCACAGCUUAUUUGGUUCGCGUUCCUCUUCUUCGUCGGCUGCUGCGCCUUCGUCGUGCUGAGGCGUCUCCGCGUCAUUCGCGUCGCCAUCUCCACGGCUUGCCUCGCCUGCAGCGUCUUCUCAGGUCUACUCUCGUCCUUGUUUUCGACUCUCGGCGCGACGACUCUCCACCUUCAAGAGAGCCUCUUGUCCUCUGCGCCUCUCGCUCCUUCACUCCUCCCCCCAGCGCUGCCUUCUGUCUCGCCGCCGCCUUUCAGUCAGUCCGACGGAGUCUUUUCAGAGAAGAACCGCCUUCUCGCCGGCCUUCCGCCGCAGCCGCCGCCGCAUGCAGUUGACGGCGAGGAGGCAGUUGACGGCGAGGAGGCAGUUGUCGCCUCGGGCGUCUCCGCGAGAAAACGAGGAGCCACUGUUUGUGCUCCGGAAGGAGCUGAGGCCUUCGCGUCAACGUCUCCGUCACAGGAUGUAUCUGAGUCAUGUCGGACAGAGCUGGCGAGUUCGCAGGUUUCUUCGAUUCAACUUGAAACGAAUCGAGAAGCAUUGCCUCCAGGGCCCACCGUUCAACACUCGCCGUCUGCGUCCGCAUCCUCGCCUGCCGCUUCUGCCCGCCCUCCCUCUGAGCGCAUUGUAGAUCCGACUGUCCCCGUCGCUCCUGCCUCGUCUCCUUCCUUGUCUAGGUUCUCUGCCGCUUCUGUUGCUCGGCCGCCGCCUGCUUCUCCGUCGUCUGCGUCUUCGUUGUCUGCUUCUCCGUCGUCUGCGUCUUCGUUGUCUGCUUCUCCGUCGGCUAGUGCUACUGCGUCCUCUCGUUCUUCGCCUUCAUUACCGCGGUGGCGGCUUUCAGAGAGAGAGGAAGGGAGAUCCCGCGAGAGCAGCGCGGCGAUGGAGGGAGAAGCGAGAGGGGGACAGACGUUGAAGGUUCGCGGAGACAGUCCAGGCUCAACAGCCGCGGGAGAUGAGAGUGCAGAAGAUGGUGGAGGCGAAGGAGACGCAGACGAACUAGACGAAGGGGAGGUUCCAGUGCGCAUCGAAGAGGGAGAAAGCGAAGAAAGAGGAGGCAAAGAAGAAAGACGAGACAAACGGGACAGACAAGCCGGGAACGAACGAGAAGAGAAAGAAGAAAGAGAACACACGGAAGGCGAAAGAAACGCACAGGGGAAUAACGGAGAUGCGACGAGAGAACGCAGUGCCGCAUAAGAUCGACAAUCCUUCUUUGCCGAGGCCGAAGCGAGAGAGAAAGAAAGAGCGUUUCCGACUGCAGGCCGCGGUCUUGCAUGCAGAAUUAGUUAAACGCAGAACGUUUUCUGUGUACUCGAGGGAAAAUCUUUUUCUGGCCUUGGAAGGUUUCAGAAUUCAUAUGUCCAUCUCCGCGAAUACUUGCCAUCUCGUGAGAAAGAUGAAGAAAUGCAGGGGAACUGAAUUCAAGCUGUGGCUUGCACACCAUCGAGAAAAACGCGGAGCAUGGUGGAGAGGUGAAAGGAUUGAGAAGCGUUUCGAGAAAACGAAGCUCCUUUUCUCAGAAUUCGGUGCCGGAAGAGAAUGGCCGAUGUCUGAGCGACUGCGCCUCGAGCGCUUUUAUGUCCCCGCGAUGCCCCCCCCCCCUGCAGGCUCGUGAGAGGGUCGCCCCCUAGCUAAAGGUUUUCAGAAGCAAUGCCGUUGUGCGCAAACCGGUGUGUGCAUCCAUGGUUGUGCAGAACCAUUCUGUACAGAGAUCUACAAAAGGACAAAUAUGUACGUCGAC